This is a messenger RNA of Meloidogyne enterolobii, 301 nucleotides long. The record is from the annotation of a GenBank genome assembly. NCBI's taxonomy places the organism in Eukaryota, Metazoa, Nematoda, Chromadorea, Rhabditida, Meloidogynidae.
UUGUUUUUGGGGAUUUCGUAGUUAUGGCAAAAUUUCGUUUGCGAGUUAGAGGUUCGAAGGCUUUCAAGCCAUCUAAUGGAAGUUCUUCGAGCAACUCAAAAGUGACAAAGCAUAGGAGUGUUGCCAAGUUGACUAGGUUUAAUGAGUAAUUUUUUUUUAUUUUAAUAGGUCUAAAAGGCUGAUUGAUAUUUCCUCUUUGGGUAGUAUUAACGAUGGAUUUAAAACUAUUGAAGAUGGCGAUGAUAAGGCUUUUGAUGAACAUUUGCCAAUUGUAUGUUGCUGGUUUUGUUGUUAUAAAUAU